This is a messenger RNA of Leptopilina boulardi, 11524 nucleotides long. RefSeq names its product adenomatous polyposis coli protein-like. Lineage: Eukaryota; Metazoa; Arthropoda; Insecta; Hymenoptera; Figitidae. Gene Ontology annotation, cellular component: catenin complex; cytoplasmic microtubule; beta-catenin destruction complex. The record is from RefSeq and is a predicted model, not a curated record. Gene Ontology annotation, biological process: cell migration; negative regulation of canonical Wnt signaling pathway; Wnt signaling pathway. Gene Ontology annotation, molecular function: microtubule binding; gamma-catenin binding; beta-catenin binding. The transcript has 9 exons. The coding region runs from base 742 to 8094 and encodes 2450 amino acids.
GAACGUCACGAUAAAUGCGUUGAAUGCGUUAUCUCUCAGUAUGUAUGUAUAUAUAAAUAAUAUAUAUAUGUAUAAUUCCGGCACGUUCUAAACACAAGCGUUUUGGUUCAUCAUUCAUGAACGUUACUUCCGAUUGGCCACCAAGGUUCUCUUAAGCUCCCACACGCGACUUCUACCUUUUUUUAAUAUACACACACACACACUCACACGUGCAAUCACAAAAGAGUUAACAGUAUGACGAAUGUCAAGGACCCUUUUGGAAAAUUUGCUGGCAAUUUUGCGCAGUAAAAAAACAAAAUAAAAAAAAAGAUGAUCGGCGUGAAAUGUCGCACUCACAUUGGGACAAGAGAGAAAGAGAUAAUGAGAGUAAGAGAGACAUUUUGAAAAUCUUUGGUUUGGAGUCUGCGCGUAACCCGGAUAUAUGUUCCAGACGACAAUACUCUCUCGUAACUUGAAUCUAUCGCAAGGCUCAAUAACGAGCAAUCCUCUUGAAACGAUAUCGAAACAAAUCCCCCCCCCCCCUUCACCAUCAUCAUCAUCAUCAUUGGAUGCUGAGAUGUUAUUGUAAUUUGAUUCCCGGGAUCCGGGCAAUUUGUUCGCGAUCGGGAUAAAUUUUUUUUUUUGAAGAACAUUUUGUCUCGGGAUAAAGAGGGAACACAAUAAAAAAAUCGGUAUAAAUUUUUCGUGAAAUCUUCAAAAGAAAAAGAAGAAGAAAAAAAAAGCGACGAGAAAGAAAAAAAAAUGCCUGGUGAGAAGACAGAUGGACGACGUAUGGUACAUGAUUCUCGUCAAGGUGCAACAACCACAUUUAUUCCUUUGCCACGUUUGGAACAUAAUUUGUCCACUUUACAAGGUCACAAUAGGGACAAUACGAAAAUUAGAAAAAUUGUGAAAAAUCGUCUACGACAAAUGAUGCAAGUUGAGGGUCGAGAUGAACGGGAUGAUUUUCAUGAGGAGGAUGAGGACGUGGCCCAGAAGGAGCGCCGCAUUAUUGAAAGCGAAAGUAGACAACAAACUAGUGACGAGAGAGAAACGAGAAUUUUAACAAGAAGCAAAAUUCCAUGUACAAUUACACGAUUAGGUUCAAAUUCAACAAGGAACAUCGAUUAUCAGAAGGUGGAGGGGAAUAAUGCAGUGGUGGAGAGAUUCGAUUCAAUCCAGGGUCAGCAGCCGUUGAAACAACGUUUGAAUUUAUGCUCGCACACCCCUAGCAGCGUCGUCGCGACGUUAUCUGCCAGCGGUGAAGAACGCGUCGGCGUGGAAGGUACGACGUCGACGACGACGACCAGUACAACAACAGUUUCUAAUAUACACGAGUCGAAUAAAGUGGAACAUGAUUUUGGAUUUUGUCGUGGAAAAAGUGCUGAUGAUGAUGAUAAUGGAUCAAAAAACCAACAAUUAUUAUCAACAUCGUCAUCAUCAUCGGACAAUUCAAAAUGGAAUCAACGAAAUAUCAUUGUUGACGAUGAGUCGCGUACACGAAUAAUCAAUGCUACAAAAUCUCGAGGAAAUCAACAACUUUCAUCGACAAUCAUUGACAGCAGGUCUCUUCCGAAACAACAGAAUGUCAUGGAGCCGGAACAUAAGGACGAAAUUGAUCACGAGUCCGGCAGCCCGAGUCCCGAGCUUUUCGGAAGAAGUGGCAGUAAAGGAUAUGAAAAUGAUGCGAGUAGUGAGGAUGAAAGUAGACCGAGUUCGUCUCUACAAACUCAAAGAUUAUCGUCUCUCUAUCAUGGUACCUGGCCCGUAAAACGAGAUGUUUGGAAUAAUCAACAAUACAAUUUUCCAAAUCAACAAAGUACUUCAACAACAAUUCACAAUGACAUGGCGAGCAUAAUGAGUUUCUCAUCAGCUUCAGGCGUUGGUUCAUCAUCAACAUCAACGCAGGGUAUACAGAGUCAUCGUCGUCUUGGUGCAAAAGUCGAUGUUGUCUACAGUCUCCUGGGAAUGUUGGGUCGUAGUGAGGGACGUGACGAUAUGAGUUCCACUCUUCUAACAAUGAGUAAUUCAAUAGAAUCGUGUCGCGUUAUGCGACAAUCGGGUUGUCUGCCUCUACUCGUUCAAUUAAUUCAUGCACCGGGUCAAAAUCACGAGACACGUGAACGAGCAUCGCGAGCACUGCACAAUAUAAUUCAAGCGCGAAGCGACGAACGUACUGGACGUCGCGAAGUACGCGUUCUACGUCUCUUGGAACAAUUGCGUGACUAUUGUCAAAGUUUACGUCUUUCGUUGGAGAGCACUCGCGAUGAUUUGGAACGUCAUCCAGGUGCGACAAUUGCAGCAUUGAUGAAAUUAUCCUUUGACGAGGAUCAUCGUCAUGCAAUGUGUCAACUCGGUGGUUUGCAUGCAGUGGCGGAAUUAAUUGAAAUGGAUCACACGGCACAUGGCAGUGAAUGUGAGGAUCAGAAUUGUAUUACUUUGCGAAGAUACGCGGGAAUGGCGUUGACGAAUUUGACAUUUGGCGAUGGGAAUAAUAAAGCGUUGCUCUGUUCUUUUAAGGAUUUUAUGAGGGCAUUGGUUUCGCAAUUGCAGAGUACAAGCGAUGAUUUGCGACAAGUGACCGCGAGUGUUUUGCGUAAUCUCUCAUGGAGGGCUGAUAGUUCCAGUAAACAAACAUUGAGAGAAGUUGGAGCUGUUAUUGGAUUAAUGAGAGCGGCAAUGGAGGGUAAGAAGGAAUCAACACUCAAGUCAAUUUUGUCGGCACUUUGGAAUCUUUCGGCUCACUGUAGUACAAAUAAAGUGGAUAUUUGUGCCGUUGAAGGUGCGUUGGCUUUUUUGGUCGAUAUGUUGAGUUACAAGGCGCCUUCGAAGAAUUUUGCAAUUGUCGAAAAUGCUGGUGGGAUUUUAAGAAAUGUUUCGAGUCACAUUGCCGUUAGGGAUGAUUAUCGGACAAUAGUUCGUGAAAGAGGUUGUUUACAAGUGCUUCUGCGUCAAUUACGAUCGCCGAGUUUGACAAUUGUCAGCAAUGCUUGUGGUGCACUUUGGAAUCUUUCGGCACGUUGCACUCACGAUCAACGUCUCCUCUGGGAUCUUGGAGCUGUGCCAAUGUUAAGGAGUCUCGUUCAUUCGAAACAUAAAAUGAUUUCAAUGGGUUCGAGCGCAGCUCUGAAGAAUCUUUUGAGCGCACGUCCUGGUGGAAAUAAUCUCGUACAUCUCGAUUCGACAGCACGUGGUCUUGGAUUAUCGACAUUGCCGACACUCGUUGCUAGGAGGCAAAAAGCCCUCGAGCAGGAAAUUGAUCAAAAUCUCGCCGAGACUUGCGAGAAUAUUGAGCCGAGCACGUCUCCUAUUGAAAAAUUCGCCUUCAAAUUGGAGAAUCCAGGAAAAUUGCAACAACCAGGAACAUCGGGAAUUAAAUUUCCAAGAAGCGAAAGUCGUGAAUCGAUGAGAUCAGUUACGAGCACACAUUCGGAUACAAUAUUCGAAAAAGUGAAAAUGAAUGGAACGAUUGAUCAUCAACAUCAACAACAACAACAAUCGGCGUCACUUCAUUCAGCAAUGGGAUUUGAAAUUGGACCAAUUGGCGAUACGGUGAAAUGUUCGCAAAGUGAGAAAAAAUAUGCCUUGAGAUAUAAAAAUUCAAAUCGAAUGAAACCAGACGGAGAUUCUUUGAUAAAACGAACUGGAUCGACAAUUUCAUGGUCGACACACGAUCAAGAAGCCACUUGUUCCCAAGCACUUCAUUCAUCCAUUGAGGAUCGUCUCUCACAAACAAGUUCCUGUGAUUAUUCAUUCUCCUCUGAUCAUCAUAAUCAGCAGAAAUUGGAACUUGGAAUCCGAGCCACCGAUGGAGAAAAUAAAAAUAGAAUUGAAGGGAAAAAUGAAAUAUCAUCAAUAAUGAAAUUGGAGAAAAUUGAAAAUUUAGAACAUCCAUUUUAUGCGGAUGAAACGACAAAUUAUAGUUUACGUUAUGCUGAACACACAUCGGAUGAUGAGAAACAAAGUUCGGCGUAUUUUACAUGUUCGGAACAAAAUGUCUUGAAUGGCGAUACGGUGAAGACUUAUUGCACGGAAGGAACACCAUCACAAUUGUCAUUGAAUUCAUCGAGAGCAACAUCGGCAUCUGAUUUACAGGAGGAUAUUCGUCCGAGAAAUUUGUUUAGAGUGAUUACUGGAUCGAAAAUAUCGGCUCAUCAUUUUGAUGAGCAAAUUACAUCUGGUGAAGAUUCUGGGGCUGCAAGUUAUAGAUCGUUGACAAUUGAUGACGAACAUAAAAUUACUGAUGAUUCGAAGCAUAAAGAAUUUGAAAGAAAAUCGAGAAAAACUUCAUCUCCAUGUCCUGUGAAUAUAAUCAGCGAGGAUGAUGACGAUGAUGAUGAUCAAGGACUUCUUGCUGCAUGUAUUAAUAUUGGAAUGCAAAAUAACAGGCAUAGACAAUCAUUUAGACGUAAUAGUCUCGAGGAAGAGGAAUUACAAGCAGAAUGCAAUUUAACUCGAUAUCAAACGAGCAAUGAAUUAAAUCGAGUCGAUAAUACAUCAGUGACUUCAACUGGCGAGACUUUGAAAAAUUCCCGUUAUAGCAUGCAGGAAAUUACUUGUGAUUUCCAAAACGAGCCAUCGAAAGAGUUAAUAAAGGAAAUUUCAAUAACACAACAAGCAGAGAAAUCUUGUAUAAAAAUCCCCGAAUUCGAAGUUACUUCAAAAGCAUCAACAGGCUCUGUAGAAAUUUCAUCCGAAGAAAUUGUCAUAUCCGGUAGUUGUGAAUCAUUUGAUUCAGUUGAACGUUCAGAGCAAGCACUUCUUGAAUUUUGUAUUCAAACACAAAUUCCAAAAGUUACAAAUGACUCCUCAUCAUCAUUAUCGAAUAUUGCCACUUGUGAGCAGGAAAUUGUUAAAUCCACCGAAGGCGACACUGUCGAUGCAGUUUCAAAAUCAAAAAUUAAUAUUCUCACCGAAGAAACAAUUAAAAACACCGCCAACGAUAACGAGGAAGAAAAUCAAAAAGUCGAGGAAGUUUAUCGACGUCAACGUGAUCCCGAUGCAAUGAUUGCAUCAUUAGAUCGUCUAACGGCAACUUUGGUUCAACAAACAGAAGCAAUGCGCGAACGUGAUUCAAGUGCAAUGAAACAAAGUUUACAAAGUGAUUCAUGGAAUGAAGAUUCUCCGAAUGAUGUUUCAUUUCCCAGUAUCAGUGUCAGUGCACCUUUAAUCGCUUCAUUCAAAAGUGACGCUCUCGAUGAGAAUUCAACGGCUAAAACUUCAUUUGAUUUACAAAAUUGUCAACCUCCUGAAAUGACAGAUUCACUACUAAUUGAAGAGGAAGCGAUAAAAAUAGCACAAGUUGUUUCUGAUCAAUCGCUCAGUUCAAGUUACAUAACAGCUCGCGAUCACAGUGAAACAUAUACAAUUCGUGAUCAAAGUUUCUCCCUCUCAAGACCAAAACAAUCGUUAACUUGUACACAACGUAAAAAAUCCUUACCAAUUGGCGUGGUCGCGAAACGUGCUCUUAAUUAUAAUCAAAGUCAUAAUGCGAGUUUAGAGAAUCUCUCCCAAUUGGAGAAUGUAAAACCCCCAUCGAUAAUGGAUGAGGUACUCGAUAUUGGCGAUAUGGAAAAUAGUAUGAUAAGCGUUGCGAGUAUAAUAUCCGAAAUUGCUGAUACAAAAGACAAUGAUUCAGUUUUUGAUAUCGUGAAACCAGUGGCGAAUGUUCUUUCAAUGACGUGUCUUCGUUACGCGGAAUCAUUACCAUUGAGUGGUAAUAAUAGUCUAAGUGAAUGCCUCGAGAAUAUUAAUCCUCCUUCACUUUUUAACGAAGUAACUGAAAUGGAUGAGACACUUUGCAGUGAUACUUUAUGCAUUGAUGUCGAUCUUCGUUCCGAUGAAGCCUAUUUUAUUGAUCGAAUUGAGGAAGCAAAUGACACGGACGAGGCAGCUACGCCAAUACCAAGUUCUGCUGAAUCAACACCCAAGAAACGACUCCGCGGUCAUUUGACACCAAAACAAAAGCGACAAUUAGCGAAAGAACGAUACAAAACUUAUACAAUUGCCGCUGAAAUCGUCAAGAAGGAAGAGGAUCAUCGGCGAAAAUUAGAGCAAAAUCUUCCGCGGCUUACUCCAAAACAACGUCGCCAAGAGGAUCGUAAUCGUUUCCAAACACAAGUUCUCGAAGGUCCAAUUGAACUAAAACCGGAACCAAAGGAAGUGGAAAUCGAAAAAUCUUCAGCGGGAGGAAAAGAUUCUGAUAAAACGGAAUCGCCGGUAAAAUCAGGAAUCCCAAUGUUGAGAAAAGUAGCAAAAACUCGAAAAGACGAGAGAUUUCGUACUAGAACAAUUAACGAGAGUUAUUUAACAAAAGAGGAGAAUGUACACACGAUGCUCGAACAAAAUGCAAAUAUUGUAUUGAACACUUUGAACGAAACGUCAAAAGGUGACGAACUUCUCGAUUGUGAAACCCUCAGUCUCGUAUCCAAUGAAUCUGGCUCCGAACAUUUUCUACAAUUACGAUUCAAUAAUCCCGAUUCCAAGCGCAUUGAAACUCGAACACGAGUUUUCACCUACGAAGCACCCGAAAUUAGCAGACGUACUCAAUCUGAUUUCACCACUAAACGAACGAAUCAAGAAAUUAGGGAAAUAAAUCCCGAAAUCGCCAAUGGAAAUCAAGACAUUAAGGACAUGGAAAUUGUGGAAUCGAGAAAAGGAAGAUUGCAGGAACGAGCAAAAAGUUUAGGACCUGAGGAAUCGGCAAGUGACGACGACGAAGAGGAGAGACAGGAAGAUGCAAAGGGACCGAGAAUUGUGAAACCGGGAACAAUAAGCCGUGCUGUAAGCCUAGAAGCUGAGGAUAUUCCAAAAGGAAUUCGUGGUAGGCGAAAACCGUUAUUUUCGAAUCCAACGAGAAAAGUAGUGACACCACAAUCGUCGCCAUCGAAGCAAAAGAGCAGCGCUAUUCCAAUUGGACGUAGUAAUACGUCGCCAAUUGUAAGGGCGACACGCGCUACCACUCUUCGUCAAAAUACAAAUACGUCACGUGAAAUUUCUAAAUGGAGUCCGAAACAUGGGAAUUCUUCAACGAAUCCUGCAGGAAAUUCUUCAGCAAUGGAUAAAAAAUUAAAACGCAGCUCAAUCCCACAGAAAGGAUCAUCUUUGACUACCAUCAGUAAAGCAAUGAAACGUCACAGUUCACCGCCAAUAAAACUCGAACGUCAAGGAACAUUUACAAAAGACGAACCGGAAGUGGAAAAUGCACCCACAGUGCCAUCACUUUCCAGUUCGCCAGCCAGGACAAUGACAAAAAUUGCAAAACCAAAAAUCACAACAAUGAUCCCGGCGUCGAAAAAGAAUUUCGCCAUUGAGACGUCGAAGACAAAAAUUGAGACAUCAAUUCCAAAAAAGAUCACAGCGACGAAUAGUCUCGAAAGUUCAAUUCCAAAGAAAAUUACAACACUCGGCCAAAGAUCUAACAGCAAUUCAAAUAUUCAACCACAAAAACGAACCAAGGAGACGACUAGUAAAAUUGCAAGUCUCUGGAAACGUGUCGAGGAUAGUAAAUUAAAGCAAAAAUUCGAGAAACCCGACACUAGAAAAUGGAUAACAGGAAACAAUGGAACACAACAAGAAGAAGAAGAACAAGUUGAAGUAGAAGAGGAAAAUUUAAAUUUUCGAUUAUUUCGCAGUUCAACUUUCGAGGGAUUGCCAAAAACAAUAAGUGACUCGUCGAUAGCGUUGAAAAUUGCUUCCAAAACAGAAAUGCAAUUUAAUGGCGUGAAAUAUCGAAAUUCAUGUGAUCUCAGUGGAAUUCCAGUGAAACAUCCCGAACGUAAAUUAAGUCAUGAGGAAAAUGUAAUUUUUCGAAAUGCAAAAAGUUCGGAUCAAACGACUGAUGGUGAAAUUGACAUUACAAAGAGAAUUUCACGAUUGGGAUCAUUUAUUCGCGUUGAUGAAUCAUCAUCGUCUUCCGGUUCAAAAGAAAUUGCUGCUGGUGGUGGUUUUCGCACAACAGCUUCGGCAAUUGUCCCACCUUUUAAUUAUAAUCCACAUCCGGGAAUUUCACAGCAGCAGCAAAUAAACGCCAAAGAUCGUAAGAGUCUGAUGAUUGAAGGGCAGGAUUUUAAAUCGGACAUUGUCACUGCUUCCGCUCGUGUGACUACAGUGUAAGAAGAAAAAACUAUUUUUUGAGUUUGUGAUAGAAACAAUGGUGAUUAUUUUUCUUUCGAUCGAAUACUGUGGAAUUUUUUUUAAAUUUGGUAAUCGAUCUUAUUACGGUUUUUUUUCUUGCCUUCACUGUGGAGUCAUGAAAUUGAUUUAAUGGAAAUUUUCCUAUUUUUUGGAUCCAUUAAAUCGUGAAGAUUGACAGAAAGAAAAUUAAUUACAAGGAGUAAGACGGUGAUUAUAAUUUAUUUUUUAUUUAUUAAUUUUAAUAUUUGGAAAAUUAAUUUUUUGAUUCAUUCAGAAAAAUUUAUUAAUUAAUAAUCAUUUUAUAAUUAUUUAAUAUCCACAAAUUGAUAACAAAUAAUUAAUAAAAAUGAAUCAUUAUUAAUUAAUUAAUUUUUUCAAUGUAAACUUUGUUUUAUGGAAAAGUUGGAAUUUUUUUGUGUAAAUUCCAAUUUAAUUUUUUCAAUUUCAAAAUAAUUGGAAAAUUAAAUUUCAAUUAAAUUAUAAAAAUAUUAUGUCCCGGUAAAAUACAGUUUAUUUCAAGUUUUGAAAAUAAAAUGAAAAUUUUAAAAUUAUUUAGUUUAAGAAAAAAUUGAAAAUUAAAAAAUAUUUAAUUUCAAAAAUGUGAAAAGUUGAAAACAACUUUGAAAGUUUAAAAAGAAACUUUUAUUUUUAAUGGCAAAAAUUAUGCAAAUUUGUCGUGAAAUCUUGAUUUUCUGAGAGAAAAAUUUUAAUGAUCAUUGUUAAGGCAUUUUUAAUAUUAAAAAAAAUGCCAAUACAUAAGUUGCGAUUUAAAUUAAUUUCAUGAAACCACAAAUCGAAUGGAUUAUUUUUUUCUGCCAAAUCAUGUGUAUUUCAAUGUUAAAUGUUAAUUAAGAAAAAACACAGUCCAUUUUUUAAUGAAAAAAAAGAAAAACAAACAACUUAUCAUAAUAUUAUAUGAAAAAAAAAUUCCACUUAUAGACAAGAAGAAAAGAAAAAAUAUUUUCUACUGUCUUUAAAUUUUAACUAGUCAUCAUUAAUCAUUUUUUCUUUUUGCUUGGGAAAAGAAAUUUACACUUUAAAUUUAAUUCAAAUAAUUGAUUUUUAAUUGCAACUUUAAAAAAACAGAAAAUUAUUAAUUUUCCAUUUGUUUUUCAAAAGAAAAGAGCUAUUGAAAAUUUUGUUUUAGAAAACAAGAAAAUUGGUUAUUUUUCAAUAGCUCAGUGAGAUAAUAUUAAAAUAAUUUCAGAUAAAGAGAAAAAAAAAUUUCAAUGAUAAAUAUUUGUAUGUUUCGUUAUUUUUUAUGAAUUCGUCGUUUAGAUUUUUAAGUAUAUAAAAAUUAUUUUGAUUUUUCCGAUUAUUAGCAAUUAGAUUAUUUUUGUUUUGUUUUUUUUUAUAUUUGAAAAAAUACUUCUUUGCAUUCGAUUAUGUGAUGAGAGAGCGAUUACUUUAAAAUAUUUUAUAGACACAUUAAGAGCUGGUGCUCUUGGUCUAAAAUCUGAUAGAUUUUUCAUGGUGUAUAUGUAUAUAUAUUUGAAAUAAGUCGAUUAAUUCCAUAUAAUAUAAAUUAUUCACUGAUCUUAAAGAAAAGAAAAAAUAACAAUUUUCAUUUUCUUUGUACACAUUAUAUAUCUAUAUAAUGAUUGUACUAGCCUAUUUAUUCAAAUUCUGUAUAUAAAGAUCCAUGAAUAAAAUAUGUAGGAAAGGUUAGUGAAAUGGGCGUAAAAUGUGUGUACCGAGCAAAUCGAGCCAAUAAAUCGGGAAUUUCAAACAACAAAAAAAUUCACAAUUUACAAUUUUCAAUGGAGAAAAAAAAUUGUUUGAUUCGAUUAAUUAAAGAAAUACAAAUUGAUUAAUUGCUACUAUAAAUUUGUCAAUUUAUACUAUACAAAUUAAUUGAUAGGGUUUAGUUAAUUGAAAUAAAUAAACAGCUAUAAAUUAAUUAAUACAAUUAUAAAUUAAUUAAUUGAAAUGCGAUCUCGAAAAUAAAAAAUUGUGAGAAAUUCCCGAUUUAUCGAAUAGUCCGCAAUGCUUAUUGUUUUAGAGUAAUCUUUUUUUUUCUUUUUUUUAACUUAAAAAAAAAUAGAAAAGUAGAUGUCCCAUGAAUUUUAAAACAAAAUGAACGUUUGAUGAUGAAUAUGUGUAAAAGGAAAGAAUGAAGAAUUCCUUGUAAAGACUGAUAGCAAAGCAUUAGACGAAAGAUAUGAGGAUUUACUUAUUAAAAAACAAAAAAAAAAAAAAAAAAAAAAAAAAACACCUGUAUUUCAAUCGAAAAAAAAGAAGAGAAAAACAGAAAAAAGUAUACCCCAGCUUAAGGACUUGCGAACGCGACCUAAGUUUCUAGUCCAGUUUAUAUAAUAAAAAAACGCGUAUUGCAGGAAAUAGUCUAAUAUAUAUUUUGAGAGCAUGAUGAACCAUAUAAAAGUCAUUAAUAGACUUUUAGAAGAAAAAAAAAAGAAAUAAUAUUUAUCGUGUAAAUUUUUAUUAUUAAUAAACAAUCCCCCCCUGUAUCGACCAAAUUGCGCAAGAAUAAAAAUUUCCUUUUCUUUUUAAUCGAUUUUUACGAUUAAAAAACUUUGAAUAGAUAUUUUUUUAUUAUUUCGAUCGAAAAUUACUGUUGAUCAUUUUCAAUUUCACCUUUUUUUAAAAAAAAGAAAAAAAUAGAAUUGUUACCAUUACCCGAAAAUUAAUUUUUACUGAUCACUUUUUCUAAAUAAUCAAUUAAUUAUUUCCAAUACGCCGAAAAUUACUAUUUAUUAUUUAUCAUUUCAUUUUUUUUUUGUAAUUUAAAAAAAGAUAUUAUUUAGUGUCUGCGAUGUUGUUAAAAUGUAAAUAAUUAUAACUAUUUUUAUUAUACUAUCAUUAGAAUUAUUAUUAUUAUUAUUAUAUUUAUUUUAAUUAUUAUUGUUAAUUUAUUAAUAGCUAUUAUUUUUAAAAAUAUUAAUUUGCCCUCUCGUGUCAUGUUUCCUUCUGUGUAUAAGGUCCGCUUCUAGAAAGCUUUUCAAUUUCCUAUAUCAUAUAUUUUAGAAGGAGAUUGCUCGAUGUGGUUUUUGGAAAAAUGAAAAAAGUCUUGCGCGAAAAACAAAAAAAAAAGACUUAUAUUUCCCAUAUUAUAGUAUUUCUUGAUCCUUUUUCCAGUUCGGAUUAAUUAAUUUUAAUCCUUCCAACUCGGAUUCACGAGGAUCUAUUUUCCUUUCCUUUUUCCUAUUGCAUCCCCUUAAUGUUGAGUUUUAUAUAUAAGCGAAUUUGGUCCGUACUGUGCGAGUAUUGUUUUUCCUUUUUAUUCUUCUGUAACCAGUUUUUCUUCAUAUAGCGUACUUAUAGAUAACUUUUUUAGCGUAUAAAUAAAACAAUUUUAUCUGAUGAUAAUAACUCCUUAAGUUUGUCAAAUACUUUAUUUCUUUGUAUAUUAUUGAUUAUAUAAUAAAAAAAACAAAAAAGAAGUAAUAAA